Messenger RNA from Drosophila ficusphila, 2660 nucleotides. It is a transcript of the gene prg, whose product is annotated as zinc finger protein 883. Gene Ontology annotation, biological process: regulation of DNA-templated transcription. The record is from RefSeq and is a predicted model, not a curated record. The transcript has 2 exons. NCBI's taxonomy places the organism in Eukaryota, Metazoa, Arthropoda, Insecta, Diptera, Drosophilidae. Gene Ontology annotation, cellular component: nucleus. The coding region runs from base 422 to 2107 and encodes 561 amino acids. Gene Ontology annotation, molecular function: zinc ion binding; DNA-binding transcription factor activity, RNA polymerase II-specific; RNA polymerase II cis-regulatory region sequence-specific DNA binding.
UUUGUUAAUUUCUUGUUACUUGAUACAAUUUUCAACCCCAAUAUUCAAUUUAGAGUUAAUUGCGUUUUAGCGCAAGAGUCUUAUUGCGUUUCAGAUGUGAAUGACGUUUUGUUGAUGCUCGGAAAUCGAAAUAUAUAUUAUAAUCUGAACAUUUUAUAUGAUUCAGUAAAAUUGAUGAGUAAAUUUAAAUUAAUAAAAACGGCGUUUCUUUUUAAAAUACACCCACCGUGCCAAAGUAAUCGAUUACCCCAUGAUAAUCGAUUGCCACAUGUUGCGAAAUACAGUGAAGUAUCGAUUUUAGCGUGAGGUGUGUACUCAUCUCUAAUGCUAAACGCGUUUUUUCUUGCCGGCACGGCUUUGUUUGCAAUAUUUGCCAUAAUAUAUAAAUUCCGAGAGCUUCGGAAUAUCUUAAAGCCGUGGGAUGUUUAUAUCGGAGCCUGAUGCCAACCCGGAGCGGGAGGUAAGCACUUGCCGACUUUGCCACCACGAAACGGAUGCCAAUUCACCAAACAUUUUCGAGAGCUCCGUAGAGUGCUGCAAGGAUGUGUCCAUCGCGGAGAUUUCCCAGAUUCUUUGGGGUGUUCAGUACGAUCGUCAUGAGUGCCUGUCGGAUCUCAUUUGCCCUAGUUGCCUAGAGAUCUUGGAGGAUGCUUUUGAGCAGAGGAAGGGCAUGCAGGAGCGAGAACAGUCGCUUCAGGAGCAGUUGAAGGACCUCAUUAAGAAUGACGCUAAGUACCGGCCCGGCCUGAAUGGCAAUCCCGGGGAAUUUGUGCCCGAGGAUGGCUGCAUCAUAAUAGACGUUGACCCGGAAAAACUGGCGGAAUCCAGUGAGGAUGAAUUCGCACUCUGUUCAGAUGGAGAAUUCGAAGAUGACGAAGACGAGGAGGAUGAAGAGGACUAUGAUGAAGAGGAUGAAGAAGAUGGACAGAAUGGCGAAGAUGUAGAUAUGCCGUUGGGCAUGGAUGCCGCCCAGAUGGCGGCUCAAAAGUCCACCAAGAUCGAUGCAAACUCAUCAACGGCUAGGCCCAAACGAGCCUUCCUCUGCCAGUACUGCGAUCUCGGCUUCACCCUUCCGUCUGACUGCCAGGAGCACGAGCGGAAUGCCCACGACCCCAGUGCACCGUAUUGUUGCACCUACUGCAAUCUGAAAGUGGUUACGCGGCCUGCUUUGAUUUCACACAUUAAGACCCUGCACGAUCCGGAGCGUCCGUAUGUGUGUGCCCACUGUAGAAAGGGAUUUGUGCGCCGGUCUGAUCUGAAGAAACACACAAUUGUGCACACAGGCGUGAGACCCUACACCUGCAACGUGUGUUCCAAGAGCUUCUCGAGAAAUACGAAUCUGACCAAGCACAUGCGCAUCCACAGCGGCGUCAAGCCUUUUGUCUGCCAGCAGUGUCCACGAUCCUUCCAGACGGCUGUCGAAAUGAUGCGGCAUACGCGGUCUCAUGGCGAAGUGAAGGCUUUUCAGUGUGGACGAUGCCCCUACUCGUUCUCGCGAAAGGACAAGUUGCUAGCACACCAGCAGGUCCACACCAGACGGGACGUAGAGCAGCAGCAACAGCAGCAAAUGGGACUUCUUCCGCCAGUGGAGAGCGAUUCGGCGCUUCUACAGCAGCAGGCGUUCCAGGCAAAACAAAAGACUUCAGCACCAACGAAAACCUCGCGUAAUUACCGAUGCGAUGUCUGCGACCGCGGUUUCCAACGGGAGCGGGACCUGCAACGCCAUCGUGCUCUUCAUAUGGACUCGCUGUUUGCCUGCAAAAUCUGCAACCAGGGAUUCAAUCGUCGCGAGCAACUGCAGCGCCAUGAAGUGGAGGCCCAUGGCCCGAGCUAUACUUGCUCGAUUUGCUGCAUUAGCUUCCAUUAUCAAAUUGAGCUGGAGAAUCACCUUAAGGUCCAUCAGCUGCAACACAAGAUGGCCCAGCGUGCCCAGGAGGCUUCUAUUUUGCCCCACAGAAUGGCCGACCAGACACCCGCGGCCAUGACUGCUCCGGUCGUGCAAGAACCUCCGCCAAUGCGUCCCUCGGCUUCAGAACUCUCAUUCUACAGCAACAUGAUUCCCACCAUGAAUUUGGGCUUCUACAGCGAGACUCGUCCCGAGGAGUAAGAUUACAUACACUAAGGUUAGUAAGUAGGUUGAAAAGAUUAUAAGGUCAAGGCUGUUUUAGGUUCAGGUAAGAUAUCAUAGGCUCAGUAUCUUGAAGUGCACAGCCAAAUGGAUGCCAAAACGUAGCCUAGCAAUUUAUUCAUAAAUGGCCAAACUGUAAGGGUAACUGGAAAUUUACAUAUUUAAUUGAUUUAAUUUCACAAAUGUCUUUAAAUGGAUUGACUGAUUUUUGUAAAGAAAAAAUAUUAAAGUUAAAUUUUAAUACCUUUUAGUUGGCUAAAGAUAUUUUAUUAUAAUUUGUAAACGCUUCUGUAAAAUAAUACGCGGUUUCAAAUGUUCAAUAUGGAUGAACUUAUUAGUUUAAAGAAGAUAAAAAGCUUCGACAUACAAGAACGAUUUUAAUUUAAUUGAAAUACUUGUUUAAUUGUCCAGAUAUAUCUUAAUUUAUUAGUAACGGCAUUGUACAUUAUUAUGCGGAUUACAACAUUCAAUAUAAAACGAAUAAUUAUUCACAAGAGAAAAUAAAUUUUGGACAGAUGGUUUUUGUUUAAUA